This is a messenger RNA of Coregonus clupeaformis (lake whitefish), 1223 nucleotides long. It is a transcript of the gene tk1, whose product is annotated as thymidine kinase 1, soluble. The transcript has 7 exons. Gene Ontology annotation, biological process: thymidine metabolic process. NCBI's taxonomy places the organism in Eukaryota, Metazoa, Chordata, Actinopteri, Salmoniformes, Salmonidae. The record is from RefSeq and is a predicted model, not a curated record. The coding region runs from base 139 to 843 and encodes 234 amino acids. Gene Ontology annotation, molecular function: thymidine kinase activity; ATP binding.
AGCCAAUAGCUACUUUCCUUACAGAGGAGUUGGCAACACUGUGUGGCGGGAUAUUCAUAAACUUGUUAGCCUCUUCAAAGAGUGGCGAGUUUAUUUCUCACAAUUAUUAGGAAUAUUGGGAAACAGAAGGUUAAUAUAAUGGAGUGUUUGAAUGUUUCAAGAAUCCUGCCAAAUUCCCCACGAAAAGCAAGAGGACAGAUCCAGAUCAUCUUUGGCCCAAUGUUCUCAGGCAAAAGCACUGAGUUGAUGAGGCGAGUGCGUCGUUUCCAGAUCGCUCAGUACAACUGUUUGGUGGUCAAAUAUGCCAAAGAUACACGAUACUCCGAGAAGGGCAUGGCCACACAUGACAAAAGCACAAUGGAAGCAGUACCAGCCAACUGCCUGAGCGACAUGCGUUCUCUAGCUCAGCAGGCUUGCGUCAUCGGAAUCGACGAAGGACAGUUUUUCCCAGACACAGUGGAGUUCUGUGAGGAGAUGGCCAACAUGGGGAAGACCAUCAUCGUAGCGGCCCUGGACGGAACCUUCCAGAGAAAGCCCUUUGGUAACAUCCUGAACCUGGUUCCCCUGGCUGAGAGCGUUGUGAAGCUGAACGCUGUCUGUAUGAUAUGUUACAAGGAGGCAGCAUACACCAAGAGACUGGGGGCAGAGAAAGAGGUGGAGGUGAUUGGUGGAGCCGAUAUGUACCACGCGCGUUGCAGGAAAUGUUACGGUGGCCUGAUGGACGUGGUGGAGAAGGAGAAUAGCGCCCCCCACAGGGACGAGACGCCACCGCAUGCCAUGACAGGGAAACUACUUGACAACGCUACCGCACCACGGAAACUCUUCGCCACCCUGCACCUCUGAUCAUUCCCAGUAGAGAAUAUUCUUAAAGGGAUAUUUCACUCAGGUGACUUUUAAAGGGGUAGUUAACUUGAAUUGGAACUGAGUGAGAUGGUGAAUUAUCCCUUUAAGUUUUAGGUUUGGUAUUUGACUGGAGGAGGAGAUGAGUUUAAAGGGAUAGUUGUUGACUCAAUUUUCUAAUUUCAGUAAUGAACUAUCCCUUUAAGUUUUGCACUUGAAUGAGCAUGGACAACAAAUGACGCUGCAUCAAUCCACUGAACUGUAUAGUAUUUGUGUAACUGUCAUUUUAUAGGGCUUAAUAUACUUCAAUGUAAAUAUUUCUAAUACAUUGGCCAAAUUAGUACAUAUCAUAUUUUGUAAGACUUGGAUUCACCUGCUAAAAC